CAUCAGACUGCAGAGGUGGGAACGGAACGAAAAGAAAGGAAGAAAAGAAAGAAAAAAAGAGAGAGAGAGAACGAGAAAGGGACACCUGGAUAGAUUUGCGUAUUUAUGCUCAUAAGUUUCUCUCAACCAUAACAACAUAAAAUCGACAAAUCCCACUCUUCAACUUCUACAAUCACUUCGCUUCUUUCUUUGUUUCCCCACCACCACCAUCAGCACCUGGUUUUUAAACUGUCUCUAUCGCCCGUCGUUUAACUCCUAUUCGCCCGUCGUUUUACUACUUCCGUCCGAUUGCGUGAAGAUCAAAUCUCACUCCAGAUCAACAAUCUCGAUUCGGCCGUGAACUCGAACACGUGAUGGUUGCACCGUCGAUUCGUGCACCGGCGGGUUCCGGAGCCGUCGGUGGGGGGUCGUGCCUGUGAGGGGAUUUCGCUAUUGUUUGGUGUAACUGCGGGAAUUUGGGAAAUUUCAUGGGCGAUUUUAGGGAUUGGUGGCCUGAACCGAACGGCCCCUUGUUGGAAGAGAGGCCGUCGUCGUCAUCAUCGUCGUCACGGUCGUCAAAUCAAACUGCAAUUGGUGCCGAGUUCUGGCUACGAGCCGAGGAAGCGACGCAGGGGAUCAUAGCCCAGGUCCAGCCCACCGUUGUAUCUGGAAAUAGGAGGAAAGCGGUUAUUGAUUACGUUCAGAGACUUAUUAGAACUUCUCUUGGUUGUGAGGUGUUUCCAUUUGGGUCUGUACCACUAAUGACCUAUCUGCCUGAUGGAGAUAUUGAUUUGUCUGCCUUUGGUGGUCUCAAUGUUGAGGAGGCUUUGGCCAGCGAUGUUUGUUCAGUCCUUGAAAGAGAAGCUCACAACAUGGCUUCGAAGUUUGUAGUAAAGGAUGUCCAAUUGAUUCGGGCAGAGGUUAAGCUUGUAAAAUGUCUGGUACAGAAUAUUGUGGUUGAUAUUUCCUUCAAUCAGUUAGGAGGGCUCUGUACGCUAUGCUUUCUCGAGAAGACUGACCGUUUGAUUGGCAAAGAUCAUCUAUUUAAACGUAGUAUUAUACUGAUUAAGGCUUGGUGCUACUAUGAGAGCCGUAUUCUGGGUGCUCAUCACGGCUUGAUUUCUACAUAUGCUUUGGAGACUUUGGUUCUAUAUAUCUUCCAUCUUUUCCAUACAUCCUUAAAUGGUCCUCUAGCGGUUUUAUAUAAAUUUUUGGACUACUUUAGCAAAUUUGACUGGGACAACUACUGCAUCAGCUUGAAUGGUCCCGUCCGAUUAUCCUCACUGCCAGAACUCGUGGCUGAGAUACCUGAAAACGAUGGUGUUGAUCUAUUGCUCAGUAAUGAUUUUCUUAAGGGAUGUUUGGAAAUGUUUUCAGUUCCCUCAAGGGGUUAUGAGACAAAUUCAAGGACAUUUCCCCCAAAGCAUCUUAAUAUAGUUGAUCCACUGAAAGAAAAUAACAACCUUGGCCGCAGUGUGAGCAAAGGAAACUUUUACCGAAUAAGGAGUGCUUUCACAUAUGGUGCUCGAAAGCUUGGGCGUAUCCUCUCCCAGCCAGAAGAAAACACCGAUGAUGAAAUUCGUCAGUUUUUCUCAAACACAUUGGAUAGGCAUGGAAGUGGGCAGAGGCCUGAUGUUCAAGAUUUUAUGUCUGGACAUGAUGUAUUUGGCAGCGCAUUGUCAUUUUCUGGUACAGAUUCACAAGAAGAUCAGAUGAUUUAUGAUACAGAAUAUGCCUAUUUAAAUGGCAAGACUGGGGAAUGUAGGUUGGGUUAUGAGGGACUGACGCAUGGUGGAUUCACUAAUACUAAGACAUUAGGGACCAGUAUGAGCUUUGGCAGAGCUGUGGAUGAACCAAAAAGAAGCUCUGUGAAUGCGUCAGCCUCAACCAUAUUGGUGGAAGCUGACGAUUCUGCAAAUAAGAUUGCUGUUUCAGAAUACCGUCUUUCUGGGGAUGCGAAAGACCUUGCGACCUCCAGAAUUCAAGGUCUUACGAUCUCAAAUGAUGCAUCUAAAUCUCCCCCUUCGAGUUGUGAGGAUAGAAUAUCCCCUUUGGGUAAAGCGCAUCAUGCACCUCAUCUCUAUUUCUCUCACACAUUCAGUGGAAAUGGGGAUGGAAAUUCAGAUAAAAAACAGCCAGAAAACUCUGAUUAUACCGAGAAGAAAGAUUUGUCUGGGCUUCUGCAAGCACCUCCUGAGGAGAAGGCCUUUAUAGCGCAUGGUGACCAGGAUGAGAACCAGUCGGUUAGUGAUAAUGACUGUUUGUCGCCUGUUGUAUUGAAGCACUACCCUUCACGUUUGAGUUCAGCUGCUUUGCCCUCAGAAGAUCUUUAUCCUAAUUAUCCUGGUUAUGGGAUGUUAAAUGGCACUUCUGGAAAUCCUGAAGCAUUGAAAUCUUUGUCAGAUCUCAGUGGGGACUACGAUAGUCACGUUAACAGUUUGCAAUAUGGUAGGUGGUGCUAUGACUAUGCCUUGAGUACACCUGUUACUCCCAUGCCUCCAACAUUGUUCCCACAGGUCCAUGGCAAGAAGCCGUGGGAUGCAAUACAACGGUCUGUGCAGCUGAACGGGAAUGUGUAUUCCCAGGGGAACACCAAUGGUGUUGUCCCAAGGUCAGGCUUCUACCCCUUCAACUCACCAAUAUUACCUGGUGGUGCUGUAUUUGGUAUGGAAGAGAUGCCAAAGCCACGAGGAACAGGGACAUAUUUUCCCAAUACGAACCAUUACCGGGACAGGCCCUUGUCUGCAAGGGGAAGAAAUCAAGCACCAGUAAGGUCUCCUCGUAACAAUGGCCGUGCCAUGUCAACCCCCGAGUCAAGUUGGUCUGAGAGAAGUCCUCGGAACAAUGGCCAUGCCAUGUCAACCCCCGAGUCAAGUUGGUCUGAGAGAAGUCCUAGGAACAAUGGCCAUGCCAUGUCAACCCAUGAGUCAAAUUGGUCUGAGAGAAGCAGCCGCGAGCUGGCACAAGCACAAUUCCCUGUUUAUGGUAGCGGAAAGUCUGAGUCUUCAGAUCAUACCUCUGGUUCCCCUGGAAGGAAGGUAUACUCUAAUGCCAAUGGUUCAACUCAUCCGUCUGAGAGAGUUGUUGAAUUUGGGUCAGUUGGGCAUCUGCCAGUGGAGGGAUCUUUGCUAGAAAAGAGCUGGCAACAAAGCUCUGGCUCCGCACUUGGUCAAAACUCAAGCGGAAGCCUUCCACCAUCAGGGAUGCAAAGCCCAAAGCCUGUAUUGGGUAUGAAUCAAGAUAGGAUUGGGGUACAAUCAUACCGUUUGAAAGAUGAAGAUGAUUUCCCACCUUUAUCUGGCUGACUGCGGGUGGAAGGGAUGAUGAUUUAUCUGUAUGAUUAAAGUAUGAAUGAGUAGAACUGUUAAUACUAACAAAGCAGCCUAAGCCCGAGCUUCAACCUACUAGGAAACUCGAGAAAUGGAGUCCAUAUUUUUCCUGUUUGUGGUUCAAAGGCAUUUUUGUACAUUCUACUUGUUUUUUUUUUUUUUUUUUUUUUUUAAACUUCCAAUCUUGAUAGCUGUGUUUUACAGAGAUGUUGAUAUAUAGGAUGUUUGAGAUGUGGUUUCGCCUCAGGAUUUGUUUUUCUUCUUCACCCAUUGUAGGUAAAAAAGUACAAAGACAAAAAUAUUGUUGUUGCUGAUGUCUAAUGUAACUCAUAUAGUAAUUAUUUUCUGCA
Corylus avellana is the source of this 3658-nucleotide messenger RNA. Its product is annotated as PAP/OAS1 substrate-binding domain superfamily. The record is from RefSeq and is a predicted model, not a curated record. Lineage: Eukaryota; Viridiplantae; Streptophyta; Magnoliopsida; Fagales; Betulaceae.